Molecule: messenger RNA, 444 nt
Organism: Spirodela intermedia
Lineage: Eukaryota; Viridiplantae; Streptophyta; Magnoliopsida; Alismatales; Araceae
Source: the annotation of a GenBank genome assembly
AUGGCAAUGGAAGGGGGAGACUGCGAAAGAGAGCUACAGCUACUCCCUAUGCACUCCAUUUGCGUGCCCCCUUGGGCUCCCGCCUCUAAGGAGGCGCCGCCGGACCCGGCCGACCACCUCGACCUCAGCCUGUCCAUCGGCGUCGUGCCGGUGCCGAAGCCACGCGCAGGGAGCGGGAGGACCAUCCAGGCGUUGAAGUUGCACGCGGCCAAGCAGAUCCGGCUGGCGGCGGCCGAGAAGGCCUACGCCGAGCGGGUGCGGGAGCUAACCAGGAGAGAGAUGGAGAUGGCCGAGAAGGAGUUCGCGCGGGCAAGGUUGCUGUGGGAGAGGGCCCGGGAAGAGGUGGACAAGGUGGAGAAGAUGAAGGAGAUGGCUACGCGAAUGGUUGGCUCUACGUGUACGGAGGUUACUUGCCAGGCUUGCCGGCAAAGGUUUAGGCCAUGA